Messenger RNA from Magnolia sinica, 2045 nucleotides. Its product is annotated as protein LATERAL ROOT PRIMORDIUM 1. Gene Ontology annotation, biological process: positive regulation of DNA-templated transcription. The record is from RefSeq and is a predicted model, not a curated record. The transcript has 2 exons. Bases 688 to 1743 code for a protein of 351 amino acids. Gene Ontology annotation, molecular function: DNA-binding transcription factor activity; DNA binding. Lineage: Eukaryota; Viridiplantae; Streptophyta; Magnoliopsida; Magnoliales; Magnoliaceae. Gene Ontology annotation, cellular component: nucleus.
CCUACCGACGUACGGUUAUGUGAUUGUUCGAAGAGAUCCACAGUCAGUGGACGCCUCGGAUCAUCCGACUAUCAAAGAAAACGGGACCCAUAAAGCAACUAGAAAAGUAAGACCAUCCAACGCGACGUAUGCAACGAAAGGAAAAGAGAGAAAGGAAAGAAGGAAAAGAAGGAACGCUCGUGAAAAGAGGCUCGUUAUUACAUUGUUAGCUAUGGACAGCAAGAAGCUGCAUCCCUAACUUUCUGCAGCAGCAGCAGCAGCAGCAGGAACAGCUAUAGCAGAGGAGCAGCAGCAGCAGCAGCUAUGGCAGAGGCGACGUAGAGAGAUAGAGAGAUACAGAGAGAGAGAGAGAGAUCGGAUACAGAAGAUCUCUCUCAGAAGGAAUUUCAGUGUCCCCACACCCAUCCUAAAAAAAUAAAAAUAAAAAUCCACAUAUUUAGAGGAUAAUCACAGUCGUAGAUUGAUUAUAUCGCAGUGGCUUCUGGAAAGAGGCUAUCGUCCGAUUCGGGAGCUUUUGCAGACUGGGUGGCUUCUUCUACCGCCCGCGGCGACGAUCUCUGCCUCGGCUUCAAUGCCGGUGGUGGAGGAGGCGCUGCCGCAAACCCUUCCGUCACCGCAACAACUUCAGCGGGCCAUGGUGGUCUGUGGUCCUCCACGCGACCCAUCAAUUACGGUGGUCUCUCAGAGAUGGGUAUGGUGGGCCAUCUCCGCGACGUCUUCGUCGUCGCCCCAGCUUCCUUCCACUCCCAGCAGCAACACCACCACCACAAUCACGAGCAGUUCCUUUCCGAGCAAGCUGCCGCUCUCCAUUCCAACGCAAACGCUCACGCUCACGCUCACGCUCACGCUCCUCACAACAACGCUGCUACUGCCCUCGGCGUCGGCGUUAUCCCUCUCCUCACCACCGCUCCUUGUCUAGCUGAAGAUCUCGAUGCCGCUCCCACACGUCGGAUCGGCGGGGUCCACCUCUGGCAAAACCCGAUGCAGGCUCACCCCAAUUACAUGAAAAAACCAGUAAACGAUGCCAGCGGCUCCGAUGCGAAUGCUGACAUUCUCAACGUCAAUAACAGCGGCAGUGGAAUUGGGAUUGGAACAACCACGUGCCAGGACUGUGGUAACCAGGCCAAGAAAGAUUGCAGCCAUCGGCGUUGUAGGACCUGCUGCAAGAGCCGUGGGUUCGACUGCUCUACCCACGUCAAGAGCACAUGGGUCCCUGCGGCACGACGCCGAGAACGUCAGCUCUCUGCUGCCACUGCAGCUGCUGCUGCUGUGGGUUCUACCGCAUCUACUUCCGCUGUAAAGAAGCCGAGGCUCAUCUCUUCUCAGACACUUACCUCAGCUUCUCACACCUCCACUUCCAACACCACUCCCCCUCGCAGCUUCGAUACCAGCUCCAGCCAUCAAGAUGCAAGCUUCAGAGAGAAUUUACCAGGCCACGUUCGUGCGCCAGCGGUCUUUAAGUGCGUACGUGUAACUGCUGUCGACAACGGCGAAGAUGAGUACGCCUACCAGGCUGUUGUGAAGAUUGGCGGGCACAUAUUCAAGGGGUUUCUCUAUGAUCAAGGGGUGGAAGGGAGAGAUGGGCUUCCCAACAUCUCAGACCUUCACUUAGGCGGGCCGGGCGGUGGUAGGAAUGAGGCCUCUUCUUCUUUGUUCCCAGUUCUUGAUCCAUCUGAUGUCUAUGCCGCUGCAUCCGGUGGGGGAAUGCUUGGAGGUACGGCCUACGGUAACCCAAUAAAUUGAAAUUUUCUCUUGGGUGGGGCUGAGAUUACAACCAAUGAGAUUAAAUGGGAACUGUUGGAAUCAACAACAUCUGAUUCUUCUGUUGUAUCUGAUUAUCAUCCAUUGGGGCGGUUUAGUUAGUUAUUUUUCUUAUAUAUGUAUCUUUCUAACUGCUGUACAUUGAUUCAGCCACAUGUUUUCUUCUCCUUUGCCACAUGUUUUCCUUUCCUUUCCUUUCCCCUUAUUUCCUAUAAUAACCUAUCAUGAAGUGUUUCUUAAUGUAUCAUUCCAAUGCAAGGUGUCGUUCCGGUGGGUUUUAAUGA